ACGCAGGCACAGGAGACAAGAAAUCCCUGGAGGCAGCCAGACACCUAGACCAGAUGCUGAGUGAUCUGGAGAGACGCCGUGAGAUGGACCAAAGGGCUUUGCUGAAGGCAGCACUUCCUGAAGGAAGCCGUGGCUCCGUGCCAGCCCCCGAUACACGAAGGGAGGAGAUGCCAGACAGUGCCACAGAAGACGUUAUCACUGAAACAGGAAUAUUUGCCCCGGAUCCAGUGCGCCUCCCAAGAAUUGUCUGCCCCCAGGAUGUGCGCAGGUCCUGCAUGAUAGGCACGGUGGUGACACUGUUCACCGUGCCCCUCGUGCUGACAGGCUGCUAUCUUGGCAUCCGGAAGCUGUACGAGAGCAGACGGUCAGUUGUUGAUUUUUCUCCACAGCUUUCUUGUAACUCUGCUCAUAGCAUUGGUAGCCUGACUCGUAGUCAUGCUGCACUGGAGCUGUGGCCAGUCCGUGGUUGUCCAAAGAACUCUGCUGAGGGCUCUGCUGCUGCCCAGUGCUUUCAUUGGCCUCUUCAUUGCUGGGCCUUGUCCUGGGGGGCCCGCUGGGGCUGCAGCCAGUGCUGGCUCCCACUGAGGCUGCCAGGCCAAGAGCAGCCCCGGGGGCACAGGGCAGAGGCAGAGCAAGUUCUCAACAGUAUUUGGGCCACACAGCCCAGGACAGGACAGUGCUUAUUUAGUAGCUCAUGUAAAGUUUCAUGGUGACAGUGAUGUUACCGGACAAGCAAAUCUGCUCCAGUUCAGUGUUCACAAAAUCCAACCUGAUGAAGGUUUAGCUUUGGCCUUGAGGCUUUGCUCUUUGUGUGAGCCCUGUUCUGGAUUGAUUCCCACUCAGUCUUGGAGCCUGUUUUGGGUGAAGGCUCAUCCCGGCCCUGACCCUUGGCAGUUCUGGGCUCAAAGGCACCGCCGAGGCCGCACUGCACGUGACUGGGCUUCAGGGCUCCAUCAGCAAAGGCCUUUGAGAAGUUUAAAUUACUGUAUUCUUACUAUU
Vidua macroura (Pin-tailed whydah) is the source of this 999-nucleotide messenger RNA. RefSeq lists its product as uncharacterized. Bases 54 to 713 code for a protein of 219 amino acids. NCBI's taxonomy places the organism in Eukaryota, Metazoa, Chordata, Aves, Passeriformes, Viduidae. The record is from RefSeq and is a predicted model, not a curated record. The transcript has 3 exons.